This is a messenger RNA of Camponotus floridanus (Florida carpenter ant), 1264 nucleotides long. RefSeq names its product malignant T-cell-amplified sequence 1 homolog (gene MCTS1). The coding region runs from base 451 to 999 and encodes 182 amino acids. Gene Ontology annotation, biological process: formation of translation preinitiation complex. The transcript is spliced from 6 exons. Lineage: Eukaryota; Metazoa; Arthropoda; Insecta; Hymenoptera; Formicidae. The record is from RefSeq and is a predicted model, not a curated record. Gene Ontology annotation, molecular function: RNA binding.
CUUUAAUCAUCUGUGAUAAGCUAGUUUUGUCAGAUAGAUAUUUUAUGUGCAAACUCUUCUGAAUAAAUGUUACACACAAUAAUCGUGUGUUCAUCCCAUGGUAUGUAUGUAUAUGCGUAAGUAUGAAAAAUGUAUGCGCACAGCUCCAAUUCGCUAUAGUGAUGCCAGAAUGCCCACGCGGACACACGCAACCAUGAAUGGAGGGGGAAACGGACAUGAAUCGUUCAUAUGACUGUUACCCCUUCCACUCACGAUUGAAUGUUGCUAGCGUGGGUAUUCUGACAUCACUGGACUGAUCCUUAACCUCACCAUUUUCGCGAAUGCACGUUGCCAUAGUGUACAUUGUUGAAAAAGUGUGUCCAAAAUAAUUAACAUCUUGAUGUGGAUGAUCAAUUAAUUGGAUGCGGAUCACAUUUCAAAUCGGUGAUAUAUCAUUAAAAAAUCGAGAAAAUGUUUAAAAAAUUUGAUGAGAAGGACAGCAUUUCUGGUGUUCAGCAAUUAAAAUCGUCCGUGCAAAAAGGAAUUCGUUCAAAGCUCCUUGAGCUGUAUCCUUAUUUGGAUAGUCACAUAGAUGUUAUAAUACCAAAAAAAGACGCUUUCCGCAUCAUAAAAUGUCACGACCAUAUAGAGAUCAUAGUGAAUGCAGCGGGAGAGUUAUUAUUCUUUCGUCAACGUGAAGGCCCUUGGAUGCCUACUUUAAAAUUAUUACACAAAUAUCCAUUCUUCCUACCAAUGCAGCAAGUUGACAAAGGUGCCAUUAGAUUUGUUCUUAGCGGUGCCAACAUAAUGUGUCCAGGUUUAACAUCAAAGGGUGCAAAGAUGAUGACUGUGGAAAAAGGAACUGUUGUUGCUGUUAUGGCAGAAGGCAAGCAACAUGCGUUAGCUGUUGGAAUUACAACAUUAUCGACGGAAGACAUUGCUAAAGUAAAUAAGGGAAUAGGCAUCGAAAACUGUCAUUAUUUAAAUGAUGGACUUUGGCAAAUGAAACCAGUGAAAUAAGACUGAUUAUAUUAUGAAUCGAAGAUAUAAUCAAAGAGCAUUUUGUGUGCAUACAAUGUUCUCUUAUCCAUUUUACCUCGCAAUACAAUCAUUUUAUGUAAAACGGUACAACUUCGUAUCCAUAAUGUGUUGCAAGUCAUAUAGAUAAGGAUUAUCGCUACAUUUUUAUGAUAAAUGGAAAGAUUAAAAGAUUGAAAGUUUGUUUGUAAUGCAACAUAAGAAUAUAGAGGGGAAUAGUCAAAUACAUGUUGAUAAAAAUUCGGAA